Bemisia tabaci is the source of this 1219-nucleotide messenger RNA. RefSeq names its product phosphatidylethanolamine-binding protein 2. Lineage: Eukaryota; Metazoa; Arthropoda; Insecta; Hemiptera; Aleyrodidae. The record is from RefSeq and is a predicted model, not a curated record.
UUUUAUGUUGAAAUUUAAACCGGGUUUAUACGAAAAAUAAGUUAACCACCGGCCGAAACUUUUUUCUGGUGAAAUAUUUAGAAACAAGAUUUCAAUUCAAAAAGAUUAGUUUUCAUUUUCACAUGUUUAUAAUUGUGUCGGCAGAAAUCAGGCUUCGAUGUGUCAACAUGGACAUUGCAUUAACGGCAAACGUGACACAUGUAGUUCAGUGAAAAACCGCCCUUGGAAGCCUCAAUGCAAGAAAAUGCACCUGAUACAAUCUUAUGGUUUAUUUCCGUGCAUCACUCAGUGGGUGAUUCAAUUCCUUGGGGUCUCUUGUUAUGAUUUUUUGAAUUAUGGGACACCUCCUCCAGAGCUUUCCGCAGAAGCAAUUAAAGAUGCUUUGAUCAAACAUGAAAUUUACAAGGAUCUAGGCUACGUUAAUUAUCCAAAACACAUGCUUCAGGUGAACUAUGAGGUGCAUCAUCUCCAACUGGGCACUAGAGUUCCAGAUUAUUUAGCAAUUAUACCACCAGAUGGUAUCAACUACACGCACUACGACAAACUUGGACAUUAUGCUUUACUUGUAGUCGGGCUUGAUGUUCCGACCAGAGAAAAACCAAGCCACAGAUCUUACCGGCACAUGACACUGGCCAAUAUACCUGAAGACCGGUUUCUUUCAGCUGAAUGUUUAGUAAAGUAUGAAUGGAUGGAUGCCCCUUACGAGAUAGGUUUACAUCGUGUGGUCUUCCUUUUGUUUAAACAAGAAGGAGAGAAACCCAUCGUUUAUGAUGAAAGCUCGUUAAAGAGAAGGGAAAUCGAUAAGCUCCGGUCCAACUUUAGUGCAAUAAAAUUCAGCAGUAAAUACAAUCUUGGUGAUCCUGUAGCAGUCAACUUUUUUUUCACACAAAUUGAUGAGAACCAUAUAGAAGAGCACUGAAUCAUCAUCAAUGGCGAAUGUGUAAUUUUUGCACGCAAUCACACGAAAAAAUUAACGGAGCAAGCUUCUUGAUAUACCAGGAUGACCUCACAAAAUACCUUGAUUUGCGGGACACAUGCUGAAUAAUAACACUGUGACACAUUAUAGGCCCAGGUUUUUAGGAAAAUCGUAUCAAAAAACGUCAUAUAAGAACUGCCUACUUAUUAUAUCUAUGAUGAUAUUACUUUUAACCACUCUUUUUCGUCCAAUUUUGUUAAAACAAGUGAAUUUCAUCCAAGAAAUAUAUAGGUUCGAAUAUCU